GAGUGGGUGGAGCAGAGAAGAUGGAUAACUAAACAGAUUAACUGAUAGAGGAGUGACCGUCAGAACAAGGUGGAGAGAGGAGUGAGAUUAAGACGGACUGUGACUCAUACCGAAGGACCUUGGACACUGAAAAUUGUACAAGUCAGCUUAGGGAUGAGCAAAUGGGACUCUCGUUUUUAAAUUAAAAACCCUAAUUUUUUGUUUGUUUUUUAUUUUUUGUACUAAAAGCUAUUAGUUUAUCUGGUAGGGCUGGCACAGCUUAAGUGUUGCCCUGGACCUGUUGAGGAAAACACAAGGCCGGCGGAGGAGCACCAGGAGGAGACGGGCUGCCGGCAGGUCGAGCAGGAAGCUUGAGCAAAGGCUCUGCUGCGUGAUGAGGACGGCCAGGCGUGCCAGCAAUGUGGAGGUGCCCUCCUUUCUCCGGCAGCUGGUUAAAGAAACGGAAAAAAUGGUAACGUUCUUCUUCAAAGGGGGAUCCAGAGAAAGGGGCUGUGAGGAGGAGGACAAUUUAGAAGAUGAAGACGCAAUGCCAAGCCCCUACUUGGACCACCCCAACUUGGAGAAACAUGUUGCAGAAGGGGGUUCAAAUUUGGGGUUGAACUACGCUGUGGCCAGCAUGCAGGGCUGGAGGGCUCAAAUGGAAGAUGCCCACACCUGUAUGCCCCAGCUGAAGGGAGACCUGGAGGACUGGGCGUACUUUGCUGUUUUUGAUGGACAUGCAGGCGUUACAGUGGCCCAGUACUGCUCCAGAAACCUGCUGGAUCAUAUCCUAACAACAGGUGGGAUCAAAGCAAACGAGGACCCUGACCAGGUGAAGGAGGGAAUCCGUGACGGAUUCCUGGAGAUCGAUCGCCACAUGCACAAAAUGGCUCGCAAGGACAAUUGGGACAGAAGCGGCUCUACCGCAGCAGCUGUUAUGAUUUCUCCACAGUAUAUUUACUUCAUCAACUGCGGGGACUCGCGCACCUUCCUCUGCCACAAUGGCCAGGUGGUCUUCUACACAGAGGACCACAAGCCGUUUAAUCCUAGGGAAAAGGAGAGGAUCCAGAACGCCGGCGGCUCGGUUACCCUGCAGAGGAUUAACGGCUCACUAGCCGUUUCCAGAGCACUGGGAGACUUUGACUUCAAGGAGGUGGACUGGAGACCACAAACGGAGCAACUGGUGUCACCAGAACCAGAAGUGUACGAACUGGAAAGGACAACCCAAGAUGAGUUCCUCGUGCUGGCAUGCGACGGCGUGUGGGACGCCAUCGGUAACGAGGAACUGUGCGCAUUCAUACGCAACCGUCUCCAGGUGUGCGAUGACCUGAGAGACAUCUGUGCCCAAGUCAUUGACCUCUGCCUCUAUAAGGGCAGCUUGGAUAACAUCAGCAUCAUCAUCGUGUGCUUCCCCGGUGCCCCCCAGGUGUCGCAGGAGGCACUGCAGCGCGAGGCAGACCUGGAGCAGCACAUUGACAUGAAAGUGGAAGAAAUCAUUCAGAUGAUGCGAUCCAAAGAUGAAGACCCCGACCUUCUGUAUGUGAUCAAAUUCCUGGCUGCAGAGGAGAUACCGGGGCUCCCACCAGGGGGAGGCAUCACCAGCAAGAGAGACUGCAUCAUAGGAGCUUAUCAGAAACACAUCAUGAAUCUCAGGACGCAGGAACCUAUGGACAUUGUCGGAUCAGAGGAGGACUCAAGCUAACGUCAUAACCACAGAGUCAACACUGGCUUCAAGUUUUACAUUUUAGUUGAGCAUUUAACCAAGAGGACAAUGCUU
Gambusia affinis (western mosquitofish) is the source of this 1756-nucleotide messenger RNA. RefSeq names its product protein phosphatase, Mg2+/Mn2+ dependent, 1Na (putative) (gene ppm1na). NCBI's taxonomy places the organism in Eukaryota, Metazoa, Chordata, Actinopteri, Cyprinodontiformes, Poeciliidae. Bases 374 to 1681 code for a protein of 435 amino acids. Gene Ontology annotation, biological process: positive regulation of canonical Wnt signaling pathway; positive regulation of canonical NF-kappaB signal transduction; protein dephosphorylation. Gene Ontology annotation, molecular function: magnesium ion binding; protein serine/threonine phosphatase activity; manganese ion binding. Gene Ontology annotation, cellular component: cytosol; nucleus. The record is from RefSeq and is a predicted model, not a curated record. The transcript is spliced from 6 exons.